Molecule: messenger RNA, 3273 nt
Organism: Hemicordylus capensis (graceful crag lizard)
Lineage: Eukaryota; Metazoa; Chordata; Lepidosauria; Squamata; Cordylidae
Gene: RPRD1B
Product: regulation of nuclear pre-mRNA domain containing 1B
Exons: 8
Coding region: 242-1312 (356 amino acids)
Biological process (GO): mRNA 3'-end processing
Cellular component (GO): RNA polymerase II, holoenzyme
Molecular function (GO): RNA polymerase II C-terminal domain binding
Source: RefSeq, a predicted model, not a curated record
GCCGCAGCGGCCGCCGCCGCGUUCGCUGAAAGCUCCCCGCCCCCUCUGGCGACCCGUAGCAUGUCGCCCUUUGACCCGCGGCGGCGCCAGGGUGAAAGGCUGGGCUGCCAUUUUGUGGCGGCGGUUGGUUGUCUCUGAGGCGGGGGGGCCCCGGGCAGGUGGGCGCGGCGGGGCCGGUCCAGGCCGGGCGGAGGCCGAGCGGGUGGGUCCCGGGCCGCCCUCCUCCUCCCCCCCACGCGCCAUGUCCUCCUUCUCCGAGUCGGCGCUGGAGCGGAAGCUGUCGGAGCUGAGCAACUCCCAGCAGAGCGUCCAGACGCUGAGCCUGUGGCUCAUCCACCACCGCAAGCACGCCGGGCCCAUCGUCACCGUCUGGCACCGCGAGCUCCGUAAGGCAAAAUCAAAUAGGAAACUGACCUUCCUAUACUUGGCAAAUGAUGUCAUCCAGAACAGUAAAAGGAAGGGACCCGAGUUUACAAGGGAAUUUGAAUCUGUUCUUGUGGAUGCUUUUUCACAUGUUGCCAGAGAGGCAGAUGAGGGUUGCAAAAAACCCUUGGAGCGGCUGCUGAACAUCUGGCAAGAAAGGAGUGUGUAUAGCAGCGAGUUCAUACAGCAGUUGAAACUGUCUAUGGAGGACUCCAGUAGCCCCCAACCCAAAGUUACAGAGGAGAAGAAGUCCUUGAAGCGGACGUUUCAGCAGAUACAAGAAGAGGAAGAUGACGAUUACCCAGGGAGUUACUCCCCACAGGACCCCAAUGCUGGGCCCCUUCUGCAGGAACCAUCUGACCUACUCAAGACGCCCUGCGCUGAUGCUUCCAUCGCCCAGUUGGUCUCCAAUUCCCUGGUCCCACGGGAUGGUGAGACUGAAGACUUGAUCAAAGCCCUGCAAGAUCUAGAAAACGCAGCCUCUGGAGAUGCCACUGUACGACAGAAGAUUGCCUCGCUUCCCCAAGAGGUUCAGGACGUUUCACUGUUAGAGAAGAUUACAGACAAAGAGGCAGCCGAGCGCCUUUCAAAGACUGUGGACGAGGCAUGUUUGCUACUAGCGGAGUACAAUGGGCGCCUGGCGGCAGAACUGGAAGACCGGCGCCAGCUGGCCCGCAUGCUGGUUGAGUACACGCAGAACCAGAAGGACGUGCUGACAGAGAAGGAGAAAAAGCUUGAAGAGUACAAGCAGAAGCUUGCCCGGGUGACUCAGGUCCGCAAAGAGCUGAAGUCCCAUAUACAGAGCCUUCCGGACCUGUCGCUGCUGCCCAACGUGACUGGAGGGCUGGCGCCUCUGCCGUCGGCUGGGGACCUCUUCUCAACUGACUAGGACAUCAGGGUGUCUGCAUUCUCCCCCCCCCCGCCGCCCAACCUCCACCCCCAUUCCAGUUAAGACCAGCAGAACUCCUCAUGAAGACUGGAGACUCUCUCCGCUCUCUGGCACAGGCAGGAAACGGCAGAGACCCCCCUUGGCCCCCCGCCCAGCAGCACACGCUGCCCAUCGCUUUCCAUGUGGCAAGACGUCUUGUGGAAGAAGGCAGCCUUUCUCAGAUUGGCAAGAAUACAUGUUUACGUGCCUCCCCUUUGGGCACUCCCAGUUUCCACCAGCGCCUGUGCAAAUCAUGUGUGUCUACUUCUGAGAGUUUUCAGCAGAAAGAAAAAGUUGAUUUAUGUUUGGUUUCUUUUCCUGUAUAAAAAAGUGGAUUGUUUCUGAAUUUGCUUGGUGUGUGUCGAGCUUGGUUUUCUGGGCCUUCCCAUUCUGGAGGACGGGUGCCAGAUCUCUGUAAGGAAAGCAGCGCACCUGGAGGCUUCUGCUCUACAAUUAAUUUCAGUGGGGUGGUUUCUGCUUUCCUGUGGCAGGUGAGGAUAUGCAGGCCCUGGGCAGCCAAAAAUAAAUUAUUGUGGCCUAGCGCCCACUUGCCGGCUCUCCCCUCCUGCCCAGUGCUUGUGCAUCAGCACGUGUCAGUCUUGCUCAGGCCCCCCGUCUUGUCCUUGGACUCGGCUUCCUCUUCCUGCAGCAUUUACACGUGUAGAGAUCAUUAAAGUCCUUUAGGUUUCAGUUCAGCCAGUUUAGAAUUCUCAAGAAAUCUUUUCUCAGGAGGAUUGAGUUUCUGCCUAUGGAGACGGCUUUGAAACUGUAUCAGCUUAAAUUUCUCUUGAGUUGUGAGUCAAUGGACUAAACUCCUGAAGGAGGUUAUAAAUAGUCACAAGGAGCAUUUAAACGAGCAAGAGGUGAUGCAGGAGUUACUCUCUGUGGCUUGUGUCCACGGUUGGUCUCCAUUCCUCCACGGUCACCCAAGCUCUUCUCCCUUCACCAGUGCUCUGUGUCAACAUACAGCAAUAUUUGUUCCUUCUGGAGUGUUCUUCAUUUCACAUGAAUGUAGGAUGGCAGUUUAUUUUGGGCUUUUCUUUUUUCUCUCCCCCACCCCCGCCCCCCAAAUAAUUUCUUGAAUCCAGUGCUGGUGGUGGUAUUCUAGCUACUAGGGCCAUCCCAACCGCCCUUGGACUCUGAUUUUGCAAGGAACUUUGUCACCUCUCUGCAUUGUUGCCCUGAUUCAGUCUCCUUGCAUUGACCUGGAAAUGCAUUCCUUGCAGUAUGAUGCCUUUGUCAGAUGUACUCACAAAGAUGCUGUUUUUCAUCAAAGGGUGAUGCUGUGGGGCUCAAAAGCUGCCUUUGCAGCUGCUGCAGAAGAGUCUUCAUGGGGCUUAUUUCCCCUAGAUAUAGUUUGGCAUCAUGGGGAAAGCCCCACCUGUAUGUUUGCUGUCCUAUCCCAAUGUUUUGGUGCAUUGAUUGUGGGAGUGGGCAUUGUACGAGGUCAGCUGUCUGUGUGGGGUGACACUAUCCAAACUGGUUUUGUGAAUUGGCCUUAUUCCUGGGUGAGAAAGCAGUUCUUGUCUGGAAAGAAGAAAUGAAUGUUGGCAUCUCAAGUGGUUUUGCUGCGAGUUCUGAUUUCUGAUUUACACACACACACCCCAUUGAAAUGGCUUGUUUGUGUUUCUCUCCCCUGCAAUCCCUGUGUUCCAGUUUUAUUGGUUUAACGUGAUUGAAAACUCAUCAAUCUAAUUUGUUUGAAGAGGUCAGGGAGAGGCAGAGGUGUCUGUGUGAAGACCCUUCGCGUUGUCGGUGGUCUCUUCUUGAGGUCAAAUCCAUAUUCUUGCCCCAAGACAUUUUUCUUAAAUCUGUAUAUUGAUUUAGAAAUAAAUUUAGAGGUAUAGGCUGCCAUUUUAGCAGCAGUAUAUUCUGAAAUGUCUCAAAUAUAUUUUUGAAUAAAGAGGGUGUCAUUCACUGGA